AAAAUUUGGUAUCAUUUUUCCAAUUCUACUUACAUCGAAUCAUCUGCUAACAUUAAUAUGAAAUUAACGCUACAAAUAUUAAUAAUAACAUUCUUCGCUUUCAUCAAACUUUGAGCCAACAAGCUACUAACGUAGCAGAAUUCUUAGCUAGCUGCUCCUUAAAUUCUUCGAUUCUAUGGAAUAGUAAUUUUGUGGUGAUUUAAUAGUAAUUGAAAUCUGCCGGCCGUGUUUAACAAAAUACGUUCACGUUGAGAGCUGUAAUUGUGUUACACGAUAGGAUAAAAGCUAAUGAACGUUUUGCAUCACUGGCGCCACGAUCAUAGGGUAGUCUCGUCGCAAGAUAAUCAAUUAGUCUGCUUUCAUCGGUUUGCGAUAAAUUUUAUAAACAUAUUGUUAUAAUUAGAUAUUAUUUUUGAGAAAUUGAAACAAUCGCGCGUCCAGCAACAGAAAGGUCUCUCACCCCACGAACGGUAGAUAAACCGAGGUCAAAGAUGCGAAACGCUCUUCGGAUUCCUUCAUUUGCCUCGUUGGUGCUAGGAUCGUUCGCAUCGAUCGCGAAUAUGACUCCGAAAACUGUUUGGUUGGUCGGUGCUCUGACGUUGACGCUUUUUGUGAUUAUCGAGUCGUCUACGUUCAAAGAGACGAAAAUUACGGAAGGAGACUAUCAGGGUUUAAAAACGUACGACGUUAAGGGAAAAGAAAAGAAAUUAAAGCUGUGGAGAUUCAUGCUUAUUAGUAGAAAGGACGCUGGUGAAGACCUCGAAACGAAGAUUAAACCGAUUUUCAAGAAAUACAAGAUCACUCGGCUGCGAGUGGAGCCCUUUGGCAAGGAACAGUCCAUCGAGAAUGGGGAACAUCUUUUAAUCGGAGAUAAAAGUGACGAAACGCACAAGGACAGAGUAAAAAGAAACGCGACUGCGUUGAAUGAGUUCAAAGGCGCGAAGAAAGGCCAUAAAAAGUUGAAGCUGGCUCACGUUCAGGCUGGUUACAAGAAUUGGAAGAACAAAGAACGCUCGAGCGAUUCGAACGACGAUAAACCCGUGGACAAGACAAAGAAAAUCAGUCGACGUUACGUGAAUUAUUUCCCGAAUAAUGAAACAAAUAGAUCGAAACGUUACGCGCUGACUAAGGAUUCGAAGAAUGAUAAAUCGGAAUAUUACGCGCAAAGGAAAGCGGUUAUGGACAGAUUUCACGCUCGUCAAAGAGAAAUAGCGGACAGGUACGCGAAGAGAACGUCCACGACUCCGAAGUAUACGUAUAAAUACGAUUUGGAGAAGAAAAACAACGUAUUUUUGCCUUCAUCCGUGAACAUCCCGAUAAAUAAUAUCAAUAAAAGCGAACACGCAGUCGAUAAGGCGAAUAACAGUCUCCAGACCAGUACCUCCACUUCUUCUACGACACCGAUUCGAGAACAAAUCAUAGAAACAACGACAACAGCCUAUCGUAUUAACCGAUCAGAUCAAUUUCAAACUACGGAAAAUUCGCUAGAACGGGAUGCCGAAGAGGACUACGACGAAGACUCUGACUAUCUGGAAGAUAACAAUGACUAUCAGAAGUCUAGUGACUCGAAACCAGUAAGUUAUGCAAUGCAUGUAUUUAUCAAAAUUGUAUAUAUUAUGCUACAAAGAUUUAACAGACUAAACUUAACGUGCUUAAUAUCCUAUGCAAAUAAAUUUUGUUCCGAUAAAUGGGAUUCAGGUAAACGGAGUUUUACCGUAUUUCUAGAAAUUCCUAAUCGUACAAUUAAAAAAUAUGUUCAGGACGAUGACAAAAGCGGCGCGAAAUGGGGUAAUUGUACUGGUAGUUUAGUAUAUCAGCAUAACAUAAUCAUCAGCGUACGCCAAGCGUUACAAGCUGUCGCGGAUAUAACUACGUCGGUGGAUGGACAUCUUUGCGUUACAUGCAUCAGAGUGGAAUCAUUGAAUCGUAACAAGAGCGUCACGGUGAAACUGGAAGUGAAUCGUAGAAAGGACGGCAGCAUUAUCAACGCGAAGCUCAAGUUCAGCGACUUCCAUCUCGAGCAAUUAUCAUAUUCCGUGAGGAUGUGGGCCGUCAACAAAAUAGGAAACAGUUGCAGCUUCGUACCGUAAUUUUAUAUUAAAACAAAUGACCCUCGU
This is a messenger RNA of Bombus huntii, 2117 nucleotides long. RefSeq lists its product as uncharacterized. The coding region runs from base 492 to 2090 and encodes 532 amino acids. Lineage: Eukaryota; Metazoa; Arthropoda; Insecta; Hymenoptera; Apidae. The transcript is spliced from 2 exons. The record is from RefSeq and is a predicted model, not a curated record.